This is a messenger RNA of Alosa alosa (allis shad), 2984 nucleotides long. Its product is annotated as calphotin-like. Bases 90 to 2855 code for a protein of 921 amino acids. Gene Ontology annotation, biological process: COPII vesicle coat assembly; Golgi organization; autophagy. The record is from RefSeq and is a predicted model, not a curated record. Lineage: Eukaryota; Metazoa; Chordata; Actinopteri; Clupeiformes; Clupeidae. Gene Ontology annotation, cellular component: ER to Golgi transport vesicle membrane; endoplasmic reticulum exit site. The transcript is spliced from 25 exons.
CCAGCAUUGUGGUGAAAACUGGUACACUCAUCUGGCCUCUGUUUUGACUGCCGGUGUGUCCGAAAGAUCUACGGAUCACAACAGCAAAAAUGAUGGGAGAAAGCUUGAGAUCGAAGGGCAUGAUGGAAGCAUCCCAUUUUUGUUUUGUGGCUGCUCAGAUCCAGCUGGGCACACUAUAUAAAGUGCCAUUAAAAGUUGAAAUUGACCCUGACCAAAGAACUCCUCUUGUUCUAGAAGCAACGAAGGUUCCACUAGCUUUCAAGAAGGAGGUGACGGCGGCAAAAGCCGAAGAUCCUACUCUCGCUGACAUGGAGGCUUCAGUGCCUAUCUCUGCAGGGCCAGCACAAGUGCCCAUCCCAGCACCAAUGACCAUUACCGUCCCAUUCGGAAAAGUGAAGCAGUCAUAUGCUGACCACUAUCAUCUGAAUAAUGAGACUGGACAGUGCAUAAAAACGACUCUGUCUGCUCAGGAGGUGAAGGCUGUCUCUCCUGCUCCUGAUGUGGAGGCUGCUCAAUCACAGCCUCUGAUAGAGCAGAAGCUUCUGGAACCAGCUGCUGAUAGUGUCACUGGCACUCCAUCACUCAGAGGAGUGAACACCAUGGAUCCUGGCAAGAUGGAGGCAGUGAGUCCUCCAGUAACAGCUGCCUCCACUAAGGAUGACGCACCAUCCUUUAAGCAGGAGGUGAUGGUGGCAACUGCUGAAGUUCCUCCUCUCGCUGACAUGGAGGCUUCAGUGCCCAUCUCUGCAGGGCCAGCACAAGUGCCCAUCCCAGCACCAAUGACCAUUACCGUCCCAUUGGGAAAAGUGAAGCAGUCAUAUGCUGACCACUAUCAUCUGAAUAGGCCCAGGGGGAGGUAUGUGGAUGUAUUUGCAACAUCAGAGCUGACAGUGCAAGUCGCCCCACCCAACAUGCUGGACCUCAUGGCACCAAUGGCCAUUCCUGACCUCAUAGAACAUCAAGAUGAGACUGGACAGUGCAUAAAAACGACUCUGUCUGCUCAGGAGGUGAAGGCUGUCUCUCCUGCUCCUGAUGUGGAGGCUGCUCAAUCACAGCCUCUGAUAGAGCAGAAGCUUCUGGAACCAGCUGCUGAUAGUGUCACUGGCACUCCAUCACUCAGAGGAGUGAACACUGUGGAUCCUGGCAAGAUGGAGGCAGUGAGUCCUCCAGUAACAGCUGCCUCCACUAAGGAUGAUGCACCAUCCUUUAAGCAGGAGGUGACGGUGGCAACUGCUGAAGUUCCUCCUCUCGCUGACAUGGAGGCUUCAGUGCCCAUCUCUGCAGGGCCAGCACAAGUGCCCAUCCCAGCACCAAUGACCAUUACCGUCCCAUUGGGAAAAGUGAAGCAGUCAUAUGCUGACCACUAUCAUCUGAAUAAUGAGACUGGACAGUGCAUAAAAACGACUCUGUCUGCUCAGGAGGUGAAGGCUGUCUCUCCUGCUCCUGAUGUGGAGGCUGCUCAGUCACAGCCUCUGAUAGAGCAGAAGCUUCUGGAACCAGCUGCUGAUAGUGUCACUGGCACUCCAUCACUCAGAGGAGUGAACACCGUGGAUCCUGGGAAGAUGGAGGCAGUGAGUCCUCCAGUAACAGCUGCCUCCACUAAGGAUGACGCACCAUCCUUUAAGCAGGAGAGAGCAGCAACAGCCGAAGAUCCUCCUCUCGCUGACAUGGAGGCUUCAAUGCCCGCCUCUGCAGGGCCAGCACAAGUGCCCAUCCCAGCACCAAUGACCAUUACCGUCCCAUUGGGAAAAGUGAAGCAGUCAUAUGCUGACCACUAUCAUCUGAAUAGGCCCAGGGGGAGGUAUGUGGAUGUAUUUGCAACAUCAGAGCUGACAGUGCAAGUCGCCCCACCCAACAUGCUGGACCUCAUGGCACCAAUGGCCAUUCCUGACCUCAUAGAAGAUCAAGAUGAGACUAAGCAGUGCAUAAAAACGACUCUGUCUGCUCAGGAGGUGAAGGCUGUCUCUCCUGCUCCUGAUGUGGAAGCUGCCCAGUCACAGCCUCUGAUAGAGCAGAAGCUUCUGGAACCAGCUGCUGAUAGUGUCACUGGCACUCCAUCACUCAGAGGAGUGAACACUGUGGAUCCUGGCCAGAUAGAGGCAGUGAGUCCUCCAGUAACAGCUGCCUCCACCAAGGAUGAUGCACCAUCCUUUAAGCAGGAGGAGACAGCAGCAAAUGCCGAAGAUCCUCCUCUCGCUGACAUGGAGGCUCCACAGUUACAGACUCUCAUUGAUCCGUUGCCGGUGAAUACUCCGAAGCAGCCUCAUGUUGGUCCUGGCAGCAUGAAGACAGUGAGUCCUCAAGUGAAGACUGCUUGCACCAAGAAUGACGAACCAUCCUUUAAGAGAUAUUGUAGGGGCUGGCUCUCGUGGAUAAUUCCUCGAAAGAAAGAAGCUCAUCUCCCUGAUGACAAAAACAAAUCUAUUUUUUGGGAUGAGUCUAAACAAAAAUGGGUGGAUCGGAAUGAACCAGAGGAAAAGACCAAAGCCGUCCCACCACCACCCAUGGGCCCUCCACUGAUGCCCCCCAGGAACACAGGCAGUCCAACAGGAAGUGGUGGUCCAUCUACUGCACUCCCCACCAAUGGACCACCAGUCAACAUGUUCCGAAGAAUUGGAAAUAAGAACCGAUAUGUUGACAUCAUGAAACCAAGUGGAGACAACACUAAGCCUGUGGAGUCUUUCGUUUCACCAAGCAUGCUGACCCUGUGGACUCCUGUGGUCAAGACAAAUAUAUUCAACCCAGCUCAAGUGUGUUCAGGGGAUAUGGUUGAAAGCGUUACACAGCUUUGUCCACCUUUGGCUGAGCUCUCAAGACCCCCUACUGAGACUGAGACUGUGCAUGACCCUGCUUAGGGAUUUUAAUCCUUCUAUAGAUCAACUACAUUUUGGUGCCUUAAAGAAUGCAGGACAUUCUAAAAAACAUACAAAAGCCAGACACUUUAGUUUACUGUUACAAAAAUAAAUUUUCAUUCAGCAUCCUAA